AUGCGAUCCAACGCUGGGCGCCGAACAAGGCUGAGAGCUCCCCGCCGACGGGCUUCAAGAGGCGCAGCGGUCCUGGCGGAAUGGCUGCAGCUGCACGCACUCGUCUUUCUGGCCCCGGGCGUCUCUCACACUCGAAUGUGCGGCUCGGAUCAGGGCAGGCAGGGACGCUUCGUCGUGGCUGCUGUCUUCUCCAGCAGCGGUGCUGUGCACUGGAGGGGUAAACAAGCGGCGGGUCAUUGUCAAACCGGUGAACCUCAGCACCACCAACCCGCCAUUCACAGGGCCCACAACCCGCCACCCUCGCCCAGGGUGCAGGCGCUGUCAAACCCGAGCCCGCAGCAACAACAAAGACCUGGAGGAUUCAUGAUGCAUUGUGUUUGCGCCACGUGCCGGCAAAUGACGCGUAUUCGCACCGUCACGCCGCCAGAGGCCUCCUCGAGGACGACACCAGUUCUGCGGGACUUCGGUGCCUCUCUGUGCCAGGCUGCUGGCUCCUUCACUGCGUCCAGCGAUGCCCAAAGCGGUGCGCACCCCUGGCUUGGCUCACAUCAGCUCAUCAACUCCACUAGACGUAUGGGGCAAGACGCCGCGGAUGGCUGGACUAAGCGAACGACGUCGCUUGAAAGGAACUUGACUUCUUCAUCAUACAUGAUCGACUGA
Messenger RNA from Parastagonospora nodorum SN15, 660 nucleotides. RefSeq lists its product as hypothetical. The transcript has a single exon. Bases 1 to 660 code for a protein of 219 amino acids. NCBI's taxonomy places the organism in Eukaryota, Fungi, Ascomycota, Dothideomycetes, Pleosporales, Phaeosphaeriaceae. The record is from RefSeq and is a predicted model, not a curated record.